AUGAAGACGGAGUCCUCUCCUCUCGGACUCUGGGACGAACAAAAGGAAGAGGCAAAAAUAAAAAAGAUUUUGAUCUGUGUAGCAGCAGCAUCCGCAGGAGACCUCUUUGUUGUUGUUUUUUUUACGGGGGAGGGAAGGGACGGCGGAUGCGCCAAUGUGCCUCAGGCAUUUUUUGGCGGACCAUCCGCCACACUGCGUUCACGUCGCUGCAUCCUUUUGCCUCUCCUGCGUGCGUUGUGCCGCCGCGCGCGCCUCCUGCGGUUCUCAAUUUUCUUCUCUGCCCUCUACUUCCUUCUUCCAUGCGCCUUCGCUUUUCUUUUCUUUGCCGCCCCGCACACAAACGCGCGCGGCGUGGGUGCUUGUGCCAUUCUUCAGCCGUGUGGAUUCGUGGAAAUGCAACUCGGGCCGCAGAAACGCACUUUUGCGCGCCCACCCGCGUUGGGCGGGGCGCCCGUCCCCGCGACGGAGUUUAACGCCAUUCUCCGCAUUCAGAAAAUUCGUCAGACGCUCUGCGGCGUGGUCGCCUCGCGGGGCGCCUCGUCUGAGCGGGCCUCGACGCCGCAGCAGGAGGUGCGGGGCCAAAGCCCGGAGGCGCAGGCGCCUGCGCCGCCGGUCUCCGCCGCGGGCCGGUUCCUGCUCUCGUCGCAGCGCCGCGUGGAGGAGCUGAUGCGCGAGAACCACCGCCUGGAGCUGCUGUGCGUCUCGCAGGAGGAAACCGUGAGGGAACUUCGUGAGGUGCUUGCGUCGGGCAGGGGGCAGCAGGCUGAGGGCGUCGCGGACGCGUCGGCGAAGCGUGAGCGGUCGCAGCGGCGCAACACGCCAUCGCUGAGCCGCAGGAGCCAAGCGGCGCCCCGCGCGUCGGAGUGCGUCGGCGCGGCCGACGCCGCUGGUGCGCCGCAGUCGUCGCCGGUGCCCGGCGGGCUUGUGGAGGCCGUACAGCAACUCGUGGACGCCGCGGCGUGGGUGUUUCCCCGGCUUCUCUCCGACGCCGGUGCCUCCGGCGACGGGGCAGAGAAGGGGCUGGAGACGGCGUGCGCCGUCCUCGGCUUUGUGGCGGAUCACCUCGCCGAGUGGGACCGCCUCGCCAGCGAGUCCGCGGAGGUGAGGGCGGCGCACGCGCUUCUCUCGCAAACGCUCCUCAACCUGGAGGCGGAGUCGGUGGAGUGGCGCGCCACAAUCCUCGCCGUGGUUCAGAAGCUGCAGGCGACGCAGGCGGAGCAGCGGCGGUGCCUCCAGGAGAAGGACUCGCGCAUAGACGCGUUGGGUGCCAGGGCCGACGCCCUCGCCGCUGACGUUGCAGGCGCCGUGGAGGAGCGGGACCGCUGCACGCACCGCUGCGAGGACCUGGAGCGCUCCAUCCGCCUCCGCGUGGAGGAGCAGGCGAGCGAGCGUGGGGAAGCGGAGCAGCUGCGGCGCGAGUGUGAGCUGCUGCGCGGCGAGCUGGACUCCCUUCGCGCGUCCGCGCCGAAGGACGCCGUUGCCGCUGCCGGGGUCGCUGCAUUUGACGCAGGCGAGCAGCGCACCUGGACGCAGGUGGACGUUGAGGACUUUCAGACGACGAUUGCGUGUCUCACGAAUGAGCGUGACGCACUGCAGAGCAGGUUCGACGCCCUCACGCACACGCUUGCCGAGGUGAAUGGACGUGUGCUGUCGCUAGAGGAGGAGAAGCGCGAACUCUCAGAGCGACUGAGGACGCUGCAGGAGGACGCCGAGCAGAGGGUGCAGGAAAUUGCGCAAUUGAAACGCGCUGCGGCUGCUGCCGCCGCCGCCUCGUCGCACGAAACUCCAGCAGCUGCGCGCGCUCACUGCCCUGCGGAGGCGCACCGGCGUUGGUUUCUGCAACCGGUUGAGUGCUGCCGGUUUGACGGAGCGGAGUUGUUGACCCCCGUCGUGGACGUCUCCCCUGUUCUCUGCGCCCUGGGCGCCGACGUCUCCGCCUUCGCCGACAGCAACGAGCACGUACGCUCCCCAGGGCUGUUUUUUCACAUGGGGAGUGCCAUUGCGCAGGACCUUGGGCUUUUUAGAGACUUGCCCUCCACCUCCCUAGACGCGUGGAAGCGGUUCCUGCUACAGCUGCAAACCGGCUUCAGAGACGCCCUCUUCUACACCGCCGACCACGCCGCCGCAUGCGCCCAGUUCUUUUACGCACUUUUGCUGCGCUCAGGGAUGGUGCCUCACAUGGGCCGCGCGGAGUUGCUGGCCGCCGUGACGGCCGCACUCUGCAUGCAGUACGGCCACCCAGGUGUCUCAGGCUGCCUUCUCUCCGCGGCGCAGGACCCCGCCGCCGCUGGCGUGCACAGCUGCAUCCUCCUACAGCGCCGACGCCUACAGGACCUUGGCGACCUCCUUGCACAGGACCCGUUUCACUUCCUCGACGAUGCUCCGGCGACGCACUCGCUGCUCGAUGAGGUGAGGGAUUUACUUCUUCCGGAGGAGUGCGAUGGGCAGUGCAGUGGUGUGAUGCGUGCGUGCCUCGGGCUUCUGUCAGCUGGGCCCUUGCAGCUGGAGAGCAGGGCCAUGCGCUGCCGGUUUGUGCAACUACUACUGAGGUUGUCGCAGUACGCAUUCUGCAUGCGGGCGUUUGACGUGCAUGAGCGGUGCGCCGAGAAGUGGUUCAGCCUGAUGCAGCGGCAGUCGCAGGUCGCCGCUGAACUCGGGAUCUACGGCUUCGACGUGCCGCACACCACACCCACCGCCGCAGAGGCGCAGCUGCUGCUGAUUGAGUUCACGGUCCUACCGCUCUGUCGCAUCGCGGCUCAGGCCUUCCCGUCGCUGCAAGCGUGCGAGGAGGCACUGCGGGCGAACCACGCCACUUGGAGCCUGCGGGCCGCGCAGCACCCCACCGACGGCGUUGCGUUUGAACUGCUUGAGGCUUCGUUGCGUCCCACCAGCGCCUCGCCCGACGUUGAGGGCGCGGCGCGCGAUGCCGCGGCCGCCUCCGGCACGGACCCACGCGCUUUGGACGACGCUCGCGUCAGCGCCGCAGUGCGUGUGGCGAGCGGCUCCCUCCUCGUCAACACCUCCUGCUUCCUCGCCUCUCAGAAGGAGAUGCUCGCCGCAUACGAGGAUAACGCCACUCUGCGCCGCCUGCUCGAGGCACUUCUCGCCCCCGUUGAGACCCUCCCCGCACCCCAAGACGUUGCCGCCUGA
This is a messenger RNA of Trypanosoma conorhini, 3150 nucleotides long. RefSeq names its product 3',5'-cyclic-nucleotide phosphodiesterase. Gene Ontology annotation, biological process: signal transduction. The transcript has a single exon. The record is from RefSeq and is a predicted model, not a curated record. Gene Ontology annotation, molecular function: 3',5'-cyclic-nucleotide phosphodiesterase activity. Bases 1 to 3150 code for a protein of 1049 amino acids. Lineage: Eukaryota; Euglenozoa; Kinetoplastea; Trypanosomatida; Trypanosomatidae.